Molecule: messenger RNA, 375 nt
Organism: Fraxinus pennsylvanica
Lineage: Eukaryota; Viridiplantae; Streptophyta; Magnoliopsida; Lamiales; Oleaceae
Source: the annotation of a GenBank genome assembly
AUGACAGACAUUGAUCUGGUGGUAAAUCUCAAGCUUCCAGAAACAGUACUAGUUGAGAAAUGCCUUGGACGAAGGAUCUGCAGCCAAUGUGGGAAGAAUUUCAAUGUACCAAAUAUCAAUGUCAAGGGUGAAAAUGGAAAUCCUGAUAUUAGUAUGGAUCCACUUCUUCCGACUCCACAAUGUGUUUCGAAGCUCAUUACUCAUUCUGAUGAUGCUAAAGCUAUUGUUAGAGAAAGACUCCGUGCAUGCUAUGAGAAGGUACUUGUGGAAUUCAGAAAUAAAGGUGCAAAUCAUGUUGAAUGGGCAAAGGCUUUAAAGGAGCAUUAUGUGCCGGGCUUGAGGAAUUGUGUGUUUGAAAUUUCAACGAAUGCUUAA